AUGAAGAAAUCUGUUCCCCGGGGUAGUUAUGAAGAGCAAAUGACUAGCUUUGAGGGUGUUGAUUUGACAGCUGUAAGUUGGAAGGACAAUAAACCGGUCACUUUCCUAUCUUCAUAUGUUGGUGCAGAACCUGUUUCUCUAGUAGAAAGAUUUGACAAAGUUAAUAAGACCAGGAUCAAGAUUACGUGCCCACGUGUAAUAAAAGAGUAUAAUGCCCAUAUGGGCGGGGUGGAUCUUCUGGAUAGCUUCAUUGACUUGAAAGGUACUGAAGGAACUUCAUCAGUUCUGAAUUUGUGUCAAUAUAGACUGGAACUAGCUGAGGUUCUAGCUAAUAUAAAUAAUGCAUCUGAACUCUGUAACAAACGAGGAAGGCCCAGCACCAGUAACAGCGUUGAAAUGUCAAUACAAGUCAAGAAAAGUAGAGGACCAGUUCAGCAUGUUCCACCUAAAGAUAUCAGGACAGAUAAUGUUGGUCACUGGCCUGAUGAUUGCACCCACAGUAGAUGCAAAAUGCCUGGGUGCAAGGGAUAUACACAAAGUGAGAAGUGUGGAGUAACCCUUUGCCUUACUAAAUCUAGGAAUUGUUUUAAAAACUGUCAUAUGUAA
This is a messenger RNA of Parnassius apollo (apollo), 606 nucleotides long. NCBI's taxonomy places the organism in Eukaryota, Metazoa, Arthropoda, Insecta, Lepidoptera, Papilionidae. The record is from the annotation of a GenBank genome assembly.